AUGUCCCAAGACUCUGUUAUUCCCUUGGAGUCAAAUCCCGAAAUCUUUACUCAAUUCGGUCGCAAGCUCGGCCUUUCGCCACUUCUUUCGUUUUUCGAUGUCUAUUCUCUCACAGAUCCCGACCUGGUGUCUUUUCUUCCGAGACCUGUCUACGCGUUGAUUCUCCUGUUUCCUGUGACAGAACAGUAUGAAAGCCUCAAAGGGGAAGAGGAAAAAGCCAGAGACCAAGAGAAGGACGAUAAGUUUGAGGAGAUCAUCUGGUUCAAACAGCUCCUUAGAAAUGGUUGCGGUCUGUACGGCCUGCUUCAUGCCCUUUGCAAUUUGCCCGAAGGGCUUUUAGUGCAAGAUUCGCCAGUCGAGACAUUUAUUCACAACGUGAGACAGCUGCCGAACGUGAACAACUCAAACAAUCACGACGAGAAAUCCAAGCUCGUCAAAGAGCUCUCUCUGUCGCUCUACGAGACAUACAGCAAACAGGGCCAGACAGAAGCGCCAAGCUCGGAGGAGGACGUUAACUUACACUUUAUAUGCUUUACAAAAGCCAGAGUCGGAUGCCAUUAG
Molecule: messenger RNA, 561 nt
Organism: Ogataea haglerorum
Lineage: Eukaryota; Fungi; Ascomycota; Pichiomycetes; Pichiales; Pichiaceae
Exons: 2
Coding region: 1-561 (186 amino acids)
Biological process (GO): ubiquitin-dependent protein catabolic process; protein deubiquitination
Cellular component (GO): cytoplasm
Molecular function (GO): cysteine-type deubiquitinase activity
Source: RefSeq, a predicted model, not a curated record